Messenger RNA from Candidozyma auris, 1284 nucleotides. It is a transcript of the gene NSA1, whose product is annotated as ribosome biosynthesis protein NSA1. Lineage: Eukaryota; Fungi; Ascomycota; Pichiomycetes; Serinales; Metschnikowiaceae. Gene Ontology annotation, biological process: ribosomal large subunit biogenesis. The record is from RefSeq and is a predicted model, not a curated record. The transcript has a single exon. Gene Ontology annotation, molecular function: protein binding. Bases 1 to 1284 code for a protein of 427 amino acids. Gene Ontology annotation, cellular component: nucleolus; preribosome, large subunit precursor.
AUGAAGUUUCUUGUAUCUUCCGAUGAAACGGGUAAUUUAAAGGAAGUGGUUUGUGCUGAGGGCACCGAUACCUCCUCAAAAGAAGCAAUUCAGCCCGAACUCGUAAGAAGUAUCUUGACUCAAUCAGACUACACCAAUGUUAGAACAAGAAUAACCCAUAUGACAGUUGUGAAAGACAUUUUGGUCACUGCUCGAAUGGGCGGAAUCGUGAAUUUUUAUAGCAUAUCUGCUGACGAAUCACACGAGUAUGGAGCCACGCUUCAGACUUAUAAGUUGAAGUGUGAUGAGGGCUCCAAUCCUGUCUCUUUGAUACACUUAGAGGCAUUGGGGUGUUUAAUGGUCGCCCUUGACUCCGCAGAAGUGUUUGUGCUUAGUAUAGAAGGAGGUGAAUCUGAGAUACCUGUAUCCUUAAGACUACCGGGACGUCUGGGCAAGAAUUCGCAGCCUAUUAGCGUUUUCGUACAAAAUCCCUACGAACCAGGAAUUUUUGCAUAUGGCGGCAAGUGCAAUGAUCUUCAAGUGGUGAAACUCUUCGACAAGAAGCGUAUGAAGAACGGAGCCAAAAUCUUCAAUAGCGGGUCAAGGGUGACCCCCGAGGUGGUUUUUCAAGCAGAAAAUGUCGAGCCCGAUCACUUGGGUUUAGAUGUUCCAGUAUGGAUAACCGGCAUUUUGUUCCAAAAAAAUGCUGGCAAAAAGGGGUUCAAGAUGGUAACAUCCACAGGGUACGGCCAAAUAAGACUAUACGACACGAGCUUAGAAGAGGAGCCCAUAGGGUCCUACAAGAUUUGUGAGAAACCAAUAAGAGUCUUGCAAUUUGCCACAGAUCACGAAGAUGAAGUCAUCGUGGCAGACUCGCACAACUUUGUUGCUCGUGUAUCGCUAUUUAAGGUCGACGCCAAAGCAGAACGCAUAGUGUCAGCCUCGGCAGGAACCUUUUAUAAACCUUCCUUAAAGAUUUUGGGCAAAUAUUCCAAGGGAGGUAAUACUGGUGCCAUAAAUAGCAUCGCUCGAUCUCCACUGAGAAACGUUGUAGCCACCGGCGGAUUGGACCGCUACUUGCGUGUCUUUGAUGUUCAGACGCGAAAUUUACUCGCCAAAGUAUACCUUGGGACGCAGAUAAGCAGCUUGCUAUUUAUCGAAGAUGAUGGUUUGAGUAACCUUGACCGCGACCAGGCGGAACUGGCACUCGAAGAUCAAAAUGAUGACGAAAUCUGGGAGCAGCUAGAUCAUAACGCAGGCUCAGACGAUGAUCUCAAGAUAACCAAAAGGAGAAGACGCAUAUAA